This is a messenger RNA of Gadus chalcogrammus (walleye pollock), 4209 nucleotides long. RefSeq names its product neurabin-2-like. Gene Ontology annotation, biological process: neuron projection development; actin filament organization; calcium-mediated signaling. Gene Ontology annotation, cellular component: dendrite; cytoplasm; postsynaptic density. The record is from RefSeq and is a predicted model, not a curated record. NCBI's taxonomy places the organism in Eukaryota, Metazoa, Chordata, Actinopteri, Gadiformes, Gadidae. Gene Ontology annotation, molecular function: actin filament binding.
UAAACUUUGGUAAAACACGUAUGCUCAAGCAGGCUACUGUCCAACUAAAUUAUUUAGGAAUACUACCUCGGUUACUGACACCGUUUAUAUGUGUCUAUGAUGAAGCAAACAUAUUGCCAACCUAUUUAGUUAAUGGUUAGGUUAUUACGUUUUUUAUCUCAGUGCAGUAAAUUGUAAUGUCCAAUGUGUUUAUAUAAGUAAAGGGAAAUAUAUCAAAUGUGCCUCCAGAUGGGAAAUACCAGGUAACGAGACUGGCUUUAGGACCCAGUGGGAUCCUGGUCCAUGCAGCAGUCUCUCUGUCUCUACGAGGACCAGAAAUCUGCAGUUCACAGAAUGAAGAGAUCAAAAUGAUGCUUCCUUUAAAAAGGGAUUAAACGAUUGAUCGGCGGAUUUCGAGAUCAGCAAAAUUUGUGUUUGCCCUGGUGGGGAGGAGAAGGGAGAGACAUGCUGCUGGCGAGCAUCCGUUGCGACGCCUGACCGACCAUGAUGAAGACGGAGCCCACAUCCAAGAGCACUGGCUCUGGAUCCUCGCUGAGGAGCCCAUCCCCGCACCGUAACGCGUACGAAGCCGGGAUGCAGGCCCUCAAGCCCGUGAAGGAGAACAAUGCCGCGAACGGAGACCUGCAGGAAGGCCCGCGGGGACGCAGGUACGGCUCCAACGUCCACCGUAUUAAGAACAUGUUCCAGCAGAUGACCACCACAUCGCCCUGCGCCGACGGCGCCGAAGAGGGCGAUGGCGAGGGCGGCGAGAUGGAGGACACAGACAACGCCGACACAUCGGUCCGUCUGUCCCUACCCCGAGCAGGGAGCUUGAACGAGAACGUGGACCAUAGUGCGCUUUUGACUGGAUCUACGGUCUCCGACCGCGUUGGUAAACUAGACCCCAAGGCGGAGAACGGGCAGCAGCCGCAGAGAGCGUCGUCGCCCAGCUACUCCAAGCUGCAGGAGACGCGGCGGAUAUUUGAGCAGCAGCAGGAGCGGCAGCAGGAGAAGCUGGCGACCACGCGGGUGUUGCUGAAGACAGACAAGGCCUCGAGCUUCCAGGGCCGGCUAGACGUCGGCCGCUUCAACGGCAGCACAGAGUCCCUGGACAGCCUAGACACCAGCGAGGCCGUGUCCCCCACGGUCAGCCAGCUGAGCGCGGUGUUCGAGCGCGCCGCCGAGCUCCGGAGCAACCUGCAUCGCCUGUCCUCCACGCCGCCCCUACCCUCCCGCGGGGUGUGCACCAAAGUGGGUGUGCUGCACUCAAAACUCAUCCCCAAGAGGGCCAGGGCGCUGCCGGUCAGCAACCACGAGGAUGAGGGGGGCCGCGGUCAGAAGGACCAGGAAGGGGGCCCGCCCAGGAGCCCCAGGGGAAGGACCACCACCAGCACACGGUCGCCCCCCACAUCUGACAGCCUCAACGGGGGCCAAAACGGUGCUGAACUCUCCUCCGGCCGCCACCAUCACCACCACCAUGCAGCGGAACCAAACGACCAGAAGAACCAAAAGUCGGUCUCGGAUGCGGGGGUCGAGGCGAAGAGUGGGGACGUGAAGCCCAGCAAGUUUAACCAGGGUCAGGACCCCGGCAGCACCCUCUCCAGCGGGGACACCCACGCCUCCGUGGGGAACGGGGACGCCACCGGCCGGCAGCCGCGUCAAAGCUCUCCGAAGGGGGGCACGGGCCAGGAUGGAGGGCCACAGGUGGACGGCGAGGGGGCAGAGGGUGAAGGGAGAACCGGGGAUGAGGAGCCGCAGUCGGGCCGCCGGUCGGGGGACGUCGGCACCUACAGCUCUGUGGGGAGGAGUACGAUAGCCAGGGACGAGGAGGAAGGGGAGAGGGACGAGGAGGAAGACGAGGAGGAAGAAGAGGAGGAAGAAGAGGAGGAUGACAGCUACGAACCCGAGUCCAGCUGCGUGGAGGUCACUGGGCUGCCUGAGGAGGAGGACCCGCCGGCCUCUCGGAAGAUCCGCUUCAGUGUCGACCCGAUUAAGGUGUUCGCCACCUAUCCCAACGAGGACUAUGACCGGCGGAACGAGGACGUGGACCCCAUGGCGGCCUCGGCGGAGUACGAGCUGGAGAAGAGAGUGGAGCGGCUGGACCUGUUCCCCGUCGAGCUGGAGAAAGACGGCGACGGUCUGGGCAUCAGCAUCAUCGGCAUGGGGGCCGGGGCCGACAUGGGCCUGGAGAAACUGGGCAUCUUCGUGAAGACCGUGACUGAUGCAGGGGCCGCCCACAGAGACACCAGGAUCCAGGUGAACGACCUGAUCGUGGAGGUGGACGGCACCAGCCUGGUGGGCGUCACGCAGAGCUUCGCCGCCACGGUCUUAAGGAACACCUCAGGAACCGUCAAGUUCCUGAUUGGCCGGGAGAAGCCCGGGGAGCAGAGCGAGGUGGCCCAGCUCAUCCAGCAGACCCUGGAGCAGGAGCGCUGGCAGAGGGAGGUGAUGGAGCAGCGCUACAGCCAGUACAUGGACGACCAGGAGGGGGGUGAAUACGCUACCGACGAGGAAGAGGACGAGGACGAGAUGAGCCCCUCCUACCGCGGGGCGAUCGAGGUGUUCGACCUGGUGGAGAACGAGGACAUGUCGCCCCUGGAGACGGAUCCCGAAAAGCUCGCCCACAAGUACAAAGAGCUCCACAUAAAACAUGCCGUCACGCAGGCUGAGAUCCAACAACUGAAAAGAAAGCUGCACCACGCCGAGCAGGAUAAGCAGCGGUGGCGCAUGGACAAGGCCCAGCUGGAGCAGACGCUGCAGGAGAACAAGGAGCGCAUGGAGAAGCUGGAGGGCUACUGGAUGGAGGCCCAGAGCCUGUGUCAGGCGGUGGACGAGCACCUGAAGGAGACGCAGGCCCAGUACCAGGCGCUGGAGCGCAAGUACAGCAAGGCCAAGCGGCUCAUCAAGGAGUACCAGCAGAAGGAGAUAGAGUACCUGAAGAAGGAGACCCAGCGGUGUGCACAAGAUGGAGCCGAGGCCUCGGAGCUCCAAGAGGAGUCUGGGCAGCUUGAGGAGCAGGUGGCUGACCUGGAAUCCAGGGUCGAGGAGCUGAAAUCAGAUCCUUUAUAGGGAACAAAUAGAAGCCUUCUUCCUCAUGGCGUUUAUCAAUGGAAGCUGAACUUGGCGAGAUUUAAGGAGACGUCGGCGACGAUGAUGGUGGCGUUAUUGUACUCGCAGUGAAACGCAGGGUAUCUUUGGUCUCCAAACGUACUGUGUAUGUACCCUUCGGCUUUAACCCCAGUUUAUUUAAACCCUUUUUAACUUUUCUUUUUCUGAUUACAUUUGGAAAGGUAGUUUUCUCUUCACAAAGGAUAACAUUUUCUGUCGCAGUAUUCGUGUCGUUUAGUUUUUUGAGAGUUCAGUAUUUAACCAUUCCCCAUUUAUUUCUUUUUUUGCUUUUGCUUUUAAUUGCCAAACACAUUCCUACUAUUCCUUUGCCUCAUUUUUGUGAAAUGUUCUGAAUUGUACAGACGGCGUUACUGCUGUAUGUGGUGCAUCGCACAGAGUUGUGGGGGCCGUGUAUAUAUUUUUAUUAAUGUGUAAAACAUUUAACAUUAUAGAAACUAACGAGAUUGUGGAUCAGCGUGUGUAAUUUAUGUGAUCGAGACAGGCGUGUUGGUUUUGAAAGGCUAUUGCACUUGAGAGGGAUAUCGGCAUCACUGGAACGGCACGGAGCCCGGAGUGACUCCAAAACAUGUACACCAAUACCCUGACCUCCUUCAGAAUGGUUUCCUCCUCGCUUCUUUUCAAGAAAAACCACCUGCUGCCUACUUUUCAAAGCGGUUUCUGUUUUUUUUAACAUUUUCUUUAACGUAACAAAGACUCUCCCGUACUUCGACGAUCAAACAAUCGCUGGUUUCCACUCUCGUCGUCGUCAAACGCUCUACUACUUUCCUAACAUGGACCAGACUCCUGAACUGCUGUGCCACACUUAGAAACGGAUGAAAACGGAUUACAAGUUGUUCUUUUUGUGAUUUUUCUCUUCAAGAUGGAUGUUGCCAAGGGUUGUUGUAACCGGUAUUAUUAGCUAGGACUACUGAUAUACAAAUACAUAUAUAUAAUAUAUAUAUAGAAACGAAACACAACUGGGACUUGGGUGGUUUUAGACGCCCGUACCAGCAGUAGAUUUUUAGAUUUGAAUAUGUAGUGUAACAAACCAGCAGCUGCACACGACACCCCUGUAUCCCUAACCCUACCCCCCCCCCCACCGCCCAUAACUCCCCGCCCAUA